AUGCCGACGAAUGACUGCUCGCUGAUCCAGAGGAGAAUCACCCGAAUGGAUAUUGAUUUUGUAUGGUUUUUACCCAUUUAUCCGAUUGGUAGCACGAAUCGUACAGGGCAAACCUAUUUCUCGAGUACCUCAAAAUGGUCGGAUAUUGUGGAUUUAAAAUUCGAAGGAAAUGAAACAACAUUGUGGCCUGAAUUGAUUGAUAUAUUAAAGUUUUGGUGUGAGCACGGUGUCGAUGGAUUUCGUAUGGAUCUUGCUUCUUGCGUUCCAAUGGAAUUCUGGCGUCAAGCAAGAUAUUCCGUGAUCAAUGUGUAUCCUCGUUGUGUCUGGUUGGCUGAAUCAAUUUGGUUUAGUGCCUUGAAGAGUCAACGUGAUCAAGAUAAAAUAAUUCAUACGGAUGCAGAACUCUAUGAAGUAUUCGAUCUGCGCUACGACUACGAUACUUAUGUGGCGUGGCGUGCUGCGGUGCAAGGUGCCGCUUCGAUCAAAUCCAACCUUGAACUUCUUCGUCUUCAAACAUUCGUCUAUCCGAAGAACUUUAUCAAAUUGAGAUUUGUUGAAAAUCACGAUCAAGAUCGAAUUGCGUACAUUUGUCGAGACAAUCGAUGGAAAGCAUUGGCAUGGACAGAUCAAGAAGCAUCCGUAAUCGAAACGAAAGGAGCCAGAUUAACAGUGACCCAUCAUAGUCCAUGUAUUGUUGCCGUAUGGGAAGUUGAAUCAACUCGCGAAGGCCUCAUCGGUAUCUUCAAUGUGGCACAGGAAGCUAACGGUGAACAGUUUAUUCGAAUACCCAAUUUGCUAAAUGGCAAUUAUAAAAAUCUGUUUAUUGAUAUGGGCGUGGAUGACUUACUCAGACGCGAACUGCGUGCAGUUCCAGUGAACAACAACGGUCGAUUGGAUGUACCCAAGGUGGCCAUUGUUCUUCAUUAUACUGAUAUUCUUCUUCGCCAUAAACCAAUUUACAGUACAACAUUUGAUUUUAACUACAGACAUGCCUAA
Messenger RNA from Didymodactylos carnosus, 996 nucleotides. Lineage: Eukaryota; Metazoa; Rotifera; Eurotatoria; Philodinida; Philodinidae. The record is from the annotation of a GenBank genome assembly.